Messenger RNA from Aspergillus ochraceoroseus IBT 24754, 706 nucleotides. RefSeq lists its product as uncharacterized. The transcript has 3 exons. The record is from RefSeq and is a predicted model, not a curated record. Lineage: Eukaryota; Fungi; Ascomycota; Eurotiomycetes; Eurotiales; Aspergillaceae. The coding region runs from base 153 to 611 and encodes 152 amino acids.
UUGUUUAGCGCGUGGGGGUGAUUUUGUUGCGGUCGCAUUCUUGGAUCCUCUGGACAUUCCAGUACCUCCUCUCCGGCCCAACCCGCCGCUCAAGCCUAAAUGUAGGGUACGCGUCGCGAGCUCAAUAUAUUGCUGGGGGGUUGCAUCGGCUGAUGUUUGUUGACGCCAUUUCGGUGUCAAGGGGUCGAAGCAAAACACAUUUGGCGCGUCGGUUAACCUCCAAUUUAACCUUGGAAUGUGCCUCAUCGAUGGUUCUCAACGUAGCGGAUAGUUGGAGCUCCAGCCGUCACUAUUCACGGUCAAUCGCCACGGCCCAGAAGUCGAGAGAGGGUGGUGCCCCGUGCUUAAUUGAGGGUUCAGAGGCUUGGUCUUCGAGUGGAUGGGCGGAAGCUCUCAGCAGGGGUUGCGUCGUUGUCGUCUGCUGCUUGAUAAAUAUCCAUAUCUCCAUGUCGAGACUGACCCAAGUAUACCAUGUACAAGGUCAACUUCCAAUGGCCUUCGAUAAUGAGCAUAUGAUGCAUUCCAUCCUCUGUGUCGCAGCACGACAGCGAUCUUAUUUGCAGCCGCAAGAUCCAAGACAUCGAACUGCUGAAAUACUGACCACAUAUUAGAGCAGCUAAUUUAACUUAUAUUGGCUCUAAGGAACGACCGAUCCAAUCGUUGAGCAUUGGUUCUGGUGAUGUCUCAGCCCCUAUCUUUCAUGCCC